AUGAUCCAUUUCCUCAAUAUGUGCUCACCCCGACAGGAUACUGUGAAACUGAUGUGGGAUUGUGCCUCAUCUCGACAUGAUCACAUGGAAUGUUGCAGAAAAAAGAAUGUUCUACCAUUAUGCAUGCAGUACUGUGAAAGUUCACAUGCAGUACCAGCCGACUACCUCAACCAUCUGGUCUGCCUUCAAAAUUUUGAUGCUAUUCGCGAUUGCUUCCGUGAUCAUCUCGAGAAGAAUCCUAACAUUUUUGGUGAUAACUGA
Molecule: messenger RNA, 261 nt
Organism: Cylicostephanus goldi
Lineage: Eukaryota; Metazoa; Nematoda; Chromadorea; Rhabditida; Strongylidae
Source: the annotation of a GenBank genome assembly